AUGGAACCUGAGAAAACAGAAACUGAAAAGAAGCAAAUGAAAAUUGUGGAACCUGAUAAUAUGGAGAUGUUUCCUCUGCAAGCCCUCUCUAAGCUGCUUUAUCCUGAGGAAGAAGAUGAUUUUGACUCUGAACAGUCAAAUUCUUCAUCUGCUCUUGGAGCCAUGGGACCAGGAAAUAUUGGACCACCAAAAAAAGAAGAGGUCAAAAUCAUCCCUCAAGCCAGUGAUGAAAAUAGCAAGGACAUCUGGAAUCCAGAAGAGGUUCCAGAAGGAGCAGAGCAUGAUGACAUGUGGGACAUUAGAGAAAUCCCAGAAUAUGAGAUUGUAUUCCAACAGCAGGUGGGAACUGAAGAUGUAUUCCUGGGAUUGACAAGAAAAGAUACUUCAACAGCAUGUUGUAAGGAUUUAGUGGUUAAAAUUAAACUACCAAAUACAAACCCUUCUGAAAUUAAACUCGAUAUCCAGGAAACGGUCCUUGAUCUACGUACUCCUAAUAAGAAAUUGUUAUUAAACCUUCCCCAUCCAGUGGAGUGCGACAGUGCCAGAGCAUCCUAUAUCCAGGAAACUGAGACUCUUGAAGUUACAAUAACUAUGAAAAGAGAGUUGGAUUUUCUUAAUUUCUUCUGA
This is a messenger RNA of Ochotona curzoniae (black-lipped pika), 627 nucleotides long. RefSeq names its product dynein axonemal assembly factor 6 (gene DNAAF6). Gene Ontology annotation, molecular function: protein-folding chaperone binding; dynein intermediate chain binding. The record is from RefSeq and is a predicted model, not a curated record. NCBI's taxonomy places the organism in Eukaryota, Metazoa, Chordata, Mammalia, Lagomorpha, Ochotonidae. Gene Ontology annotation, biological process: flagellated sperm motility; axonemal dynein complex assembly. The transcript is spliced from 6 exons. Gene Ontology annotation, cellular component: cytoplasm. Bases 1 to 627 code for a protein of 208 amino acids.